AUGACUCUCGAAGUCAUGUGCAAUGAUGGUCCCACUUGGGUAUUUGAUAUUGCAUGUGAUGUUCACAUUAUUUCAAAUGUGAAGGGACUAAGAAAUAGAAGACAAGUGAAGAAAGGGAAGAUAGACUUGCGUGUUGGAAAUGGAGCAAAUGUUGAUGCACUUGCCGUAGGAGUUUAUAGUCUAUCUUUACCUUCUGGAUAUUCAAAAGGGAGUUUUGGAUAUUACUUCUACAAUCCAAAUGAGCAAAAGGUUUUUGUUGCAAAGGAUAAUGUCUUUUUGGAAAGAGAGUUUCUUUCUAACAAGUCAAGACCUCAUAUCAUCCAAGAACCAGAACAAGAGGAUCUGCAAAUUGUUGUGGAUCACAUUCCGGAUUCAGUUGUUGAACAAGUUGAACUCAAUCGUAGAUCGGAAAGGCAAAAGGUUAUGCAUGGACGUUACAAUGAUUUUAUCUUAAAUGUAAGUCUUGAUGUUCUUAUGUUAGAACAUAAUGAGCCUUCUACCUAUAAUCAAGCAUUGAUUGGUCCAGACUCCAAUAAAUGGCUUAAAGCCAUGAGCAAGACGCAAUGUCCUAGUACACCUGCUGAGCUUGAGAAAAUGACCAAGAUUUCAUAUGUUUCUGCUAUAGGAUCUAUCAUAGCUGUGAGCUGGAAAAGCUUUAAGCAGGAUACAGUAGCAAAUUCCACAACAGAAGCUGAGUACAUUGCUGCUAGUGAAGCAGCAAAGGAGGCCGUUUGGAUAAGAAAGUUCCUUGAUGAACUCGGUGUUGUUCAUAGCAUUUCAAGGCCUAUUAACAUCUAUUGUGACAACAAUGGUGGCAUAGCCCAGGCAAAGGAACCGAGUUCGAGCUCCAAAUCCAGACACGUUAUGAGGAAAUAUCACCUUAUUUGCCACAUCAUCAAUAUGGGUGAUAUUAGGAUGUGUAAGGUGCAUACUGAUAACAACAUUGCAAAUCCAUUAACUAAACAUAUGUCUACACCCAAGCAUGAAAGUCACACUAGGGCUAAGGGUCUUAAGCACAUUGGAGAAUGGCUUUGA
Molecule: messenger RNA, 1035 nt
Organism: Impatiens glandulifera
Lineage: Eukaryota; Viridiplantae; Streptophyta; Magnoliopsida; Ericales; Balsaminaceae
Exons: 5
Coding region: 1-1035 (344 amino acids)
Source: RefSeq, a predicted model, not a curated record